Carassius auratus (goldfish) is the source of this 2063-nucleotide messenger RNA. It is a transcript of the gene drc10, whose product is annotated as dynein regulatory complex subunit 10. The record is from RefSeq and is a predicted model, not a curated record. Gene Ontology annotation, molecular function: protein binding. Lineage: Eukaryota; Metazoa; Chordata; Actinopteri; Cypriniformes; Cyprinidae.
AUACAGGGAAAGUGGGUCUAUAUACAUGUGUAAGUAAAUCAUGGAGGACAUUUCUUAUUUUGUUUGUUGCUAGAGUGGGAAGUCGCUGGGAUCAGAAUGUCAUGACAGCAGUUGUCACAGCAACUGGUAAACAUAACAUCAGAGUGUGUUUACAUGAUGCAGGUUUCUACAAACAUGAAUAAAAACACGAAACCUCUAACGAUGGGCUCCAAAUCAGACGCCGUCCCUCAUGAAGAAAGACUAUCAGAUGCAGCCACCCUUACAAACAAAACUAAAGCAGACUACUUGAAGACCAUCAACCCCUCCAGGAAGACACUCUCAUCUCUGGAGGCAAAGCUUAUAUUUGGGGUACUAGAUGAGAGCAUCCGUCAGAUGGAGAUAGUUUCUCUUCUACCCACUUUGCUGAGCUCUCCAGAAGCACUUUCCCAGAGUCUUGGAGAAGAGGUGGUCCAUUCCCUGAAAGAGCACCACAGGCUUGGGGAAAAGUACAAAGCUAUGGUGCUUGAUGCAAGCUUUGAGAAAAGUGAACUAAAGGAAGAAUUAGCCAAAUCGAAAAAAGCCCUUAAAGACUCCUUUCAUAACAUUAUACGGCUGCUUAGGGCAACUCCUACCACAAGGGAGGUGCUAAAAGGCAUAGAACCCAACAGAGGGGGAGAGACGGAGACUCAGAAGCUGAAAGAUGGCCUGUGUGAUUUGAGAGAGAUUGUUUUGGAGAGGCUUCUCACUACACCUGCAGAGGAGAGAGAACGCAGAGAGAUGAUGCUUGAAGUCAGUCAACGUCACUCUGCCAACCAGAAGCUGAUAGACUCACUGGAAAAAGAGGUUGCCAGUGCAAUAAAAGACAAGGAUACAGAGAUAUCCACAUUGAAUAAUAAAGUGCACCAGCUGAGAAACUCACUGCAUCAGAUGGAGAAAGGUUUGGAGGAAUUCAUCGCCCGAACACAUCAGGAUGCUGAGAAACAGAGCCAAUCAGAUACAAAAACUUCAGAGGGGAAGAGAAGUCGUUUGCAGCAGGAGGCCAGUCAACUGAGAGCUCAGCUCAAUAAUGUGACUGCAGACGACAGAGAGAGAGAACUGGCACUACGAAAGAAAAAAUACAAGGAGGAAACAGAGAUUGAGAACUGGAUCCAGAAAUAUGAUACUGAAAUUGGAGAGAAACAGACAGAUUUGGAGGAAAUGACACGCAUGUAUGAAGCAGACAUGGCAGAGCUCACAGCGCUGGAGGAACAUUCAGCAGUCCUGGACCUGGAGUACUCCCAGAUUAUGGAGGAGCGACUGGAGGCUCAGAAGCAGAGGGAAAAACAGGAAAGAGAAAGACAGAUCCAGAGCCAAGCUGCCACUGUCAUUCAGGCCCACUGGAGAGGCUUUUGUGUACGCAAGGCCAUGAAGGCCAACACAAAACCCAAGAAAGGAAAAAAGGGAAAGGGGAAAAAAGGGAAAUGAAAGAAAACAAGACAUGAAAGCAUAGUGCAAGAUAAUCAACAAUAUUACUCCCGUUACUAGAUCAUUAAAACAGAGGGGAAAACACUGUGACUGUAAGACUCAUGAAGCAUUCAAAUGUUCACAUUCCUCUUGAAUACACUGUACAGUUUUUAACCAGAUAUUUGCCCUGAGUUCUUCAAAUCUGUUCAGAUUUUGAAAGUUAUGUAGUGUAUUCCAGUUUAUAGAAACAAUGGAUCCAUCUGCUGCCUACACAGUAUAUUGAGAAAAAAAUCAAGACAUCUGAAUCCAAUUAUUAUGUUUUGAUAUUUCACAUAUCUGAAUCCAAUAAUAUUUCAUUGAUUAUUAAAGAGGAAACCCUUUUAAUUAAACAUCCUUUAAAUCUCCAUGUCCCUGGACAAUAUCCCUGGUGUCCCUCCAACCACAGUCCUAACAAUCCUGUACAAUCCUCAAGGGUGGCCAGAUGAUGAUUUUUAUGUAGCUUAGGCACAUCUGUCCAUUUUCAGUGGAUAAACACCUUCAAAGAUUGGGUCUUGAUCUCCGCUGUCAUUCUUUUCAUUUAGAUUUGGCCUUGCCAUAAUGUUGAACUUCAGUUCAUCAUCUAUAGCUCUCAUGAGCUGAAA